Molecule: messenger RNA, 1680 nt
Organism: Candidozyma auris
Lineage: Eukaryota; Fungi; Ascomycota; Pichiomycetes; Serinales; Metschnikowiaceae
Exons: 1
Coding region: 1-1680 (559 amino acids)
Biological process (GO): regulation of transcription by RNA polymerase II
Cellular component (GO): Set3 complex
Molecular function (GO): protein binding; transcription corepressor activity
Source: RefSeq, a predicted model, not a curated record
AUGUCUCUCACGAGUCUUGAACUCAACUACCUCAUAUGGAGGUAUCUCCAGGAAAGUGGGUACGACUUGGCCGCGUACGCCCUACAGCAGAGCUCUCAGUGCCUUGAAUACGAGCACGACAAGAACAAAAUCAUAGACUCGAUAGAGCCAGGCUGCUUGGUCAAUCUAGUACAGAAGGGGAUACUAUACACAUUUGUGGAAGACGCCGCAGAGAUGAAGAACGAGAAUAUAUCUCUUGUGAAUGCCAUAUUAAAAGAUUAUCAGAACCGUGAGAACAACCUGGAAAAGGACUCACUGCGAUUUACGCUAAAGAAAGAUGAGUCCAAUGGAUCCAAAGAUGUUGAUAUGGAUGGCGAAAAGAACAAGAAUGGCACAAACGAUGCACAAGAUCAACACGAAUCACAAGAAGAGGAGAAUGAGCCAGUUGUAAUUGAGUUCUCAACGAAGACCUUAACUCCAUUAACAAAUUUCUCCAGCUCUUUGGCGGCAGAGUACCAUCCGAUGACCUCAGUGCUAGCAUAUGGCUGCGACGACUCCACCGCCAAGAUACUAGCGCUAGAUAAUGGAAUCAUUGCGGAAGCAGUCACGCUAAAUAUACCUCCUCUCUUCACUGGAGAAAAUACUCCCACCCCCAACGAGAUAACAACGGUGCUGUGGUCGCCUCAGGGUACUAUGAUACUUACUGCUGGUACAAAUGGCGAGAUAAGAGCCUGGACCCCCGACGGGAAACUCAAAAAUAUUGUAAAUACUCCAGUGGAUGCGAACAAGGCCGCUGUGCCUCUACACUCUGUUCUAUGGAGUCCACUUGGUCAGUUUGUCCUUACAGUCGAUGUCUCUGGCACUGUUCGGAUAUGGGAUGGUGUGAAUCUUACGCCAAUACAAGAGCUUCGGGGCCAUGAAGGCACUACUCUAGUUCCAGAGGCAAGCUGGGUCAGCGAGAACAAGUUCGCUUUGGCGACGUUCAAAAACGCCAUCAAGAUAAAUUCAGUCAACCCGCAGGCACCAUUUGGUUCGCCGGAGUCUGUUGUCACCGUGGGCGUUGUCGCUGGUCACCUUCACCAUAUCUCCAACCUCACAUUCAACCCUGUGUCGAAGCUUCUCGCGUCGGCGUCAGACGUUGACUACGCAAUUAAAGUAUGGAACAGUCUGUCAUCACGCGACGCAUUGGAGCUCAAUAGCACCCAGGAAAAGGAGGAAGAAGUGAGUUAUCAUACGGCACCCAUAAUUGGGCUUCACUGGCUCACAGGACCACAGGAUGUUCAAGGUAACGAAUUGGUAUCUGUGUCCAUGGAGGGCGUAAUCAACAUAUGGGAUGCAUUCACUGGAGAAGUCAUCAAAAGCACUAAUAUUUUCAAGAGCCCAGACAGCUACCAGUUCGCCGAGGAGGCCCCCAUCGACACCAGUAAUCCACUAAUAUUCGCCAGCGCCCUCUCCCACGAUGCACGAUUCCUAGCGAUAGGUGAUGACACGGGAAACGUUACUAUCUGGGACGUAGUGGCGAAACGGUAUCGGGGCACCUCGUCAGGGCUACGAUGUCUUGGAAUCUACAUGUUCAAAGAGCAAGCCGACGCCGAGAACGUGGGCAUCUGUGAUCUUGCAUGGUCCAGUAAAGAUGAGCUCCUCACCGUCUGCUACAAAGGCAGCGAGAGUGUGGUGCUCCAGUGGAACGGGUACGAAUAG